CGCGACACCGCAUCUCGCAAGAUACGACAUUGCAUUUUGGGGAUGGUCAACGCCAUGCUCAGUGCCAAUAAGAACCAGAGUCGAUGAAGUUUGGCAAGCGCAUGCGGUACUUGGCGGCGCCCGAGUGGGAAGGCGGGUACGUCGACUACAAGGGCCUCAAGCGCACGGUCAAGUCCCUCGCUGGCUCCGACACGGAGCGCACCGCGGGCUUCCGCAUGGCGCUCCAGCGCGAGCUCGCCAAAGUGAACGCGUCCUUCUUCUGCAUCCUCGACGACCUCGGCGCCCGCGAGACGGCCGCGCACGGCGACGUCGAGGCGCAGCUCAACGCGGCGCUGGACCUCUCGCACCGCGUCGACGCGCUGCGGCGCUUUGUCGUGCUCAACUACCUCGCGGUCGUCAAGAUCUCGAAAAAGUUUGACAAGAGCAUUGCGGGCUCGAUGCAAUCGGAGAUUUUGGCGUCCGACUUGCUCUUGCAGCCCUUCUACGCCGGCAGCUACGUCGACGACCUCUACUCGCACACGGCCGCGACCACGGACGCGCUUUUGCUGCAUCUCUUGCCGGACGCGCCCGCCGCGAGCGCCGAUGCGUCGUGCCCGAUCUGUCUCUACCAUUUCACGAGCCCCGUGACGCUGAGCUGCAGCCACACGUUUUGCUGGUCGUGCUUGGCAAAGGCGGCCGAACACCAUAUCCACGCGUGCCCGCUGUGCCGCCAAGUGCAGUCGAUCGACCCGCGCGACUACGAGAUCGACGGCUUGCUCCAGCGGUUCCUCAAGCGCUACGGCAGCCUAAUGACGCCGCCACGUAUUCUUGCGCGCGCGAUUGAGGUCGCGACCAAACACCUCGAAUCCACGCAGCUGCGACUCUCGCUCGCCCCGCCUAUGAGUCCACCACCGCUCGAGUCGAUCCCGGAAGUCGACGAGAAGCAACUGCUCUUGCCUCGCGUCGCCUGCAUCGCACACCCGCGGACGUCCCGCUCGAUGACCGCGCUCACCGCCGCCGUCGCCGCCGGGUGCCACGUCCUAUCGGUCGACGUCCAGCUGGCCGGGGACGGCUCCGUCGUCGUGCACCACGACCGCAUCGUCGACGGCAGCCUCUUUCUUGACGCCAUGGACGCCGACGCGCUCCGCGAUGCAGGGAUCCUCUCGCUCCAGCAGGUGCUCGCGACCAUCUCGGGCGUCGCCUUGUACUUUAGCGUGACGUCCGACGCGGUGAUCGCACCGCUCUUGGCGCAGCUCGAGGCCGUCUGCGUCGACGAGCGGUCGUGGUGGUCCAGCGCGCGCUUCUACAUUGCGUCCGGCAACCACUACCAGCUGCUCGCAAUCAACGGGCACCGGAGCGCAUCGCACGCGCUUCACGGCCUCCACACGGUCGCCAUCACGCACUCGAUUCCGCUUGGGUACUGCAAGAGCUUUGAGGCAUUGCACGUGUCGCACGUGUACGUUGACGCAGGCGUCGUCACGCGGCCGUUCGUGUUUGAUGCGCACAGCCGCGGUCUCCACGUCUUUGUCGGGCCCGUCAACCACGAGAACACUGCGUGGAAGGUCCUCGAGGACAUUGGCGGCGUCGACGGAAUGGUGACGCAGGACCCAAAUAUGCUCGUGUCGACGCUGCUGCAUCACGCGCUCCAGGCGCCACCGACGCCGCCGCCCACAUCGGCGGCGGUUGUGAGCGAGACGUACGCGCCGGGCGACCCGGUCGAGAUCGUCGGCCUCUACGACACCGCCAAGUGGUACCCGGGUGUCGUCCUCGGUGCGCGGACGACGGCGUCGGGCGCGACGUACGCGGUGCUGUGGUGGAUGAGCGACAACUCGCAGCGCCGCGCAACCAAAGUCCUGGGCCACCAGCUGCGCCGACCCGUGCCGCAGUACGAAGAGAGCUACUUUGGCUACGGUAUUGACGUGGCGUUUGGUGCGAUCAAGACGGCGCUCGGGUGGGCAAAAGCACCGUUCGUAUCGCCACCUCCCAGUGGCUAAGCACUCAUUAGACAAUCUCUAUAACAAACUAGUACUAUGCAUUUUGGUGGAGUCGUA
This is a messenger RNA of Saprolegnia diclina VS20, 2030 nucleotides long. RefSeq lists its product as hypothetical. Gene Ontology annotation, biological process: lipid metabolic process. Gene Ontology annotation, molecular function: phosphoric diester hydrolase activity. NCBI's taxonomy places the organism in Eukaryota, Oomycota, Saprolegniomycetes, Saprolegniales, Saprolegniaceae. The record is from RefSeq and is a predicted model, not a curated record. The transcript has a single exon. The coding region runs from base 84 to 1973 and encodes 629 amino acids.